This is a messenger RNA of Manis javanica (Malayan pangolin), 1220 nucleotides long. The record is from RefSeq and is a predicted model, not a curated record. Lineage: Eukaryota; Metazoa; Chordata; Mammalia; Pholidota; Manidae.
UCCCUAGCCCACACAAAGCUCUGCCUUUCCAACGGUGGAAUCCUUAGGGUCAGGGCCAAACACCCUGGCUGUCUGUUAGGUUGAUCUUGCCUUUCGAUCCAAUCUCAGAAUGUGGGUCUCUUGCCCUCCCGUGCCAGCCCACAGGUACAUUCCACAGGAAGUGGCUACUUGACUAGGGCAUGGAUAGGGAGGGCCAGAUGUGAGGGUCAGGUAGGGUGCCCCUCUGCCUCCACCCUGCUGUCUUCCACAAGAGAGCCUGAAGCCUGCCCCUCAAGUCCCAACAUUCCGUACGUGACCUCACCGGAUAUCGAUGACCUGAUAGGCCGCACUGUUGCCGUGGCAGCAGGAGUACGCAAACAGUGUUCCUGGAGAAGCACUCCUACCAGUUGGUGACCAGAUAGCGGUCUGGCUGCCUGAGAAUGUCUGGCUGGAUCAACCAUAUGCGGUGUGGCUUAUCCUCUGUGCCCUGGGAGGGCUGCGCAGCAGGUAGGCCUAGGCGGGACACCUGUACAAGAGUCAUUGGUGGGCACACAGCCUCACCUGCCUGCCACAUGUUCCUUUCGGGCCUGCCCGCAACACCUCGGAACCUCCCCGGCUGUACACGACAGAGGGAAGGUCCUGGAGCAGCAGCGGGUUCCCCUUCUCCUACACCGGGCUACUGUCACCUCCCCUACCAAGGGCGUGGUGAAACCCAGGUGACCUGGCAUGGGGAGACGUACUGCCUGGUUGGUGGCUGCCGGUCUUAUGGGGAUGCACCUAUGGCCACCCCGGCAAAGGUGAAAGCAGAGAAGCCAGUCCCCAGGCGGGCUCCCAAGAGACAUGCAACUUCAGCGUCAGACGAAGAGCUUGGCUGCCCCCCGCCCAAAAUUCGGCGGCUGCAACAUCGUGGCAAGGGGCUGACCCCACAGAAGCUUGCUGGCCAUGCCACUUGUGACACUGGAACCGGAGCUGCCCUGAAUGAGCCUUCCUCAAGAGACCCAGAAGAGCUGCUCCCAGAGAAGGAACAAAAUGGGAAGAGUUGAGCAGCACCUCCAACGGAGGCCCACAGGCUUCUUUAUUCCCUGCCCUUCCUGACCCCACUAUGGCCCCGUAGCAUAAACAAAAUGGCUUUCUGUUACAGUGUUUGACUUUAAAUCCAGCUUGUCCAAGGCCAGGCCCCAAAACUCCCUGUUCCAUUAAAGUGUAUUCCCACAUGGCAUACCCGAUCCUUUAAGACCUUA